AUGCCUGAAGAUGAAGGCUGCUCGACUACGGUGCACACUUUAACAGUGCAAUCUUCUUCAUCGUCGUCCUCGGGAAACGCAACUUACACUACCGGUAGAAGCCUCGGGUCUACAUUUGUUCCAAGUUAUACAUCCACGUACAGUAGCACAUACUACGAUACCUAUACAUCGAAUACGAGUAGUGUCUAUUCGAGUACAACUACAGAUUCGACAAGUGACUCUGUGACAGGUGUCGGAAUCAGUUUGGACGCCACGACAGUGACGGAGUCUAGUUGGUUCGACACGACGACAUCGUCUUCGACUACUGUGGCUGUCAGUUCGACAUCAACAGAAGAUGUUACGUCUGUUACUUCGUCGUCAACUACAAGUGACCAGACGACAAGUUAUUCGACCGAGGAAGUAACGAGCGAGAAAAGCUCAGUUAAUGUUGUUCCAAAAAUGGUUACGAAGAGGUUUUGA
Messenger RNA from Symsagittifera roscoffensis, 459 nucleotides. RefSeq lists its product as uncharacterized. Bases 1 to 459 code for a protein of 152 amino acids. The record is from RefSeq and is a predicted model, not a curated record. The transcript has a single exon. Lineage: Eukaryota; Metazoa; Xenacoelomorpha; Acoela; Convolutidae.